This is a messenger RNA of Lichtheimia ornata, 1164 nucleotides long. RefSeq lists its product as uncharacterized. Bases 1 to 1164 code for a protein of 387 amino acids. The record is from RefSeq and is a predicted model, not a curated record. The transcript has 3 exons. Gene Ontology annotation, molecular function: triacylglycerol lipase activity. Lineage: Eukaryota; Fungi; Mucoromycota; Mucoromycetes; Mucorales; Lichtheimiaceae.
AUGGUUUCUAUUUCCUUCUCUUCCUUAGUAGACAAUCUACGACACUCGCUUAUAGGCAAGCCUUGGAUGGCGUUAUUGCGACCUCCCAGAAAGAUACAACCUACACCAGCAGCAGCAACCACCGUUCGAGUGCUUUAUCCAAGGUUUUUGAAAAAUCCGACAAGUGGCGUGAUUCUCGAUCGUUACGAUACCCCACCAUUACCAUCGACAACCCCUUCUUCUGCCGUUACAACCCAUAAACCCAAUAACUCUAUCGAGUGGAUGCCUGUGACCCCGCAUUAUCGAGCACCUCGAGCACCUAUUGUUCUCUGUCAUGGUUUAUAUGGGUUUGACAAAUGGGGUCCAGCUUCUUUUCCAAUGCUGCAAGUGAGGUAUUGGGGUGGCAUUGAAGAGACAUUAGCCAAGUUGGGUGCCAAGGUGAUUGUCACCAAAGUUCCACGCACUGGAAGCGUGUGGGAAAGAUCUCAGGAACUCCAUGCCAUUCUUAAAGCGGUACUUUCUGGUAGCAAAGUCAAUUUUGUGGCCCAUUCUAUGGGCGGUCUUGAUUGUCGGUGUCUAUUGUCCCAUAUCCAUAAUCGUCCUUAUCACGUUCAAUCAUUGACGACCAUUGCAACCCCACACAGGGGUUCCCCACUCAUGGAUUGGUUUCGUGACCAUGUGGGUGUCGGUGUACGAUUUGCGACGGCUGCUGCAGCAGCAGCGGCAGCAGCAGCUACUGCUUCAUCAUCAUCUACUACAACCUCUAGUGAAAAGAGACGCUAUGCAAACUACUUGCUUGAUCCAGUUAUACAAAUGCUUGAUACGCCUGCGUACGCCAAUUUGACAACUGAUUAUUGCCAAAAUCAUUUCAACCCAAGUACCCCUGAUGAUCCAAACGUUGCUUAUUAUUCUUAUGGUGCCGAUACUCAUAUUCCUCCAUGGACAUUAUUGGGGUGGACGCAACAAGUGGUCGGCGAAAAGGAAGGACCCAAUGAUGGGAUUGUUUCAGUGGCCAGUGCUAAAUGGGGCACGUAUAUCAAAACAUUGAAUGCCAAUCAUUGGGAGUUGAAUGGUCAAAGACCUAAAUGGCGAUCCUCCAUCCCCUCCUUGUCUGAGAAACCUUUCUUUGAUUCCUCCGAAUUCUACGUUGAGCUGGCAGACCAUUUGUACCAGCAGGGACAUUGA